CAUAAGUCAGUCGUCAGUCGAGACAGUCAAACCAAACAUCGUCGUAAUGUCGGGAGAAUACUUGAUUGUAUUGUUUAUUUAUCUGCAUUCCUGAACAAAACAUUGCAUUAUGACAAAAACUAUCUCUCAGUUUUAGCCGGUUAUCGACAUCAUUUGGCAGUCGCGCCCGAGAAUAAUAGUGAAACUUGACGUAUCUCUAUCCAAAGUAUUUGUUAAAAUGUGAUUGUUGCUCGCUUUUGGCUUGGUGCCACGGGAUUAAUGGGUGUUUUAACAGAAAUAGGCGCAAUGAGAUGCGUGGUGGUCGUGCUGGCGAUGUGGUGGGGCUGUGCGGCGGGCUGCCCGUCGCUGUGCUCGUGCCGCGGGGCGUUGCGCGCGGACGGCGAGGCGCCGCCGACGCCCGGGGAGCCGCUGCGGCUGCGCUGCGGCGGCCCGCCGGCGCUCAUCUCCGAGCUCAAGGAGGUUGACUUCACGGACAUCACUGGCUCUGUUGUUAGCUUGAACAUGUCUGGCAAUGCCAUCAGCACUCUGUCCCGGGACCUGCACUUACCCAACCUGCAGAAACUAGACCUGAGUCGCAACCAGAUCAGCCUGAUUGAGUCUGACGCAUUCUACAACAUCACGGGCGUGUCGCGGCUGGACCUGUCGCACAACCAGAUCAGCGCUGUCUCCAGUGAGAUGUUCAAGGGGCUCGUGAACCUCGAGCGGCUGUACCUCAACCACAACCUGCUCACCACCCUCGCGCCCGGCACCUUCCACCACCUCCUCGCCUUGAAGCAGCUAGACAUAACGGAGAACCGGCUGGUGUGCGACUGCGCGCUGGUGUGGGUGGGCGCGUGGGUGCGCGCGAGCGGCGUGCGGCUGCAGGGCGGGCCGCGCUGCGCGGCGCCGGCGGCGCUGGCCGGGCGCGCGCUGCGCAAGCUGCGCGUGCUGCUGGACCUGGCGGCCUGCGGCGCGCCGCCGCCCGCCGCGCUGCUCGCCGCGCCCGCCCGCGACCAGCUGGUGUUCGAGGGCGACGCGCUCACCUUGACCUGCAGUGCGCCCUUCGCCUCGGCCCUGCACGGAUACGAGCUGAGGUGGCACCAUCCGUCGCUGGAAACCUGCGACGUCAACAUAACCAGUACGGACGUUUUAGAGGAGGGCGUCGCGGAGACCGCGGCCUUCUUCCCGAAUAUAACGACCCACCACGCCGGGGACUGGACGUGCGUGUACGUCGACGACGGUCGGGGACGCCACAAUAGGACUAUCAGAGUGACGGUGUUAUCGAACGCUACGCGUUAUUGUGCCACCGACGUGAGCGUGGACAAUAAGGGUUUAUAUUCGUGGCCGCAAGUGUUGUUGAACCACACGGCGGAGGUCCCGUGCCGGGCCGGCGCGGGCGUGGCCACUCGGCCGUGCGGGGCCGAGGGUGCGUGGUUGAACGCUAACACAUCUCAGUGCGCGUAUAUCAGCAACGUCACCAAACUCCUUCAGCAGUUUGCACUGCUGGACCUGGGCCUGGUGCAGUACUCGGCCGUGAACGCGACGGAGCGGCUGGCAGCGCUGAUUAGGGAGAACACGUACCCGCUGGCGCUGGUGGACGACCCGGACGACGUGAUGUUUGUGGCGCGCGCCGUCGACAACUACAUGCACUACGUCGACGACGAGCCAGACCUGGGUUCAGCCUUGUUGGACGUGAUCAGCGCCGUUAUGAACGUGACGCCCUCGGUGAUGGCCGCCGCUGAGGAUAAGCAUGGCGCUUGCACGGAACUCGUGCGCGCCGCGGAACUACUGGCGCCCAGACACAACAACAAGCAGAAGAGCAACCUCGCAGUGGAGAGUUUCCCGGUGCGCGCGGGGUUCGGCGGAGCGACCUGCGCCUGGUACAGCGCGGCCGCGGGUUCCACUCCGCGCCUGCACUGCACCACCACCAACCGCACCGUCGCCCGCAUGCUGACCUUCCACGACGCGCUCAUCCACGCCAGCGUGCAGGUCAGUCCACAGGGCGCGGGUUCCACUCCGCGCCUGCACUGCACCACCACCAACCGCACCGUCGCCCGCAUGCUGACCUUCCAGGACGCGCUCAUCCACGCCAGCGUGCAGGUCAGUCCACAGGGCGCGGGUUCCACUCCGCGCCUGCACUGCACCACCACCAACCGCACCGUCGCCCGCAUGCUGACCUUCCAGGACGCGCUCAUCCACGCCAGCGUGCAGAUCCCCGCGUCGCUUCAGUUCGCGCUGGCGCGCGGCUCGGCGGCGUCGCUGGUGGUGUCCGUGUUCCUCGACGCGGCGCUGUUCCCGCUGCUCCCAGAGGAUGAACCCAGCGACGAGCACCGGGCCAAGGACUACUAUGGCCGCAGCACCAAGCGCCAGGACAUGAACAUGGAGAUCACCUCGCCCGUGGUGUCCGUGCAGCUGCACAACGGCAGCCUGUCGAGCGCGCUGAUCGAGCCGGUGAUCUUCACGCUGCGCGCGGCGGGCUGCGGCGCGGCGGCGCGCUGCGCGCUGUGGGACCCCGCCACCAAGAGGUGGCAGCACAACUCUACCGAGUGCGCGGUGCUGCACGUGUCGGGCUGCACGUGGGUGGUGGCGCUGCCGGCGCCGGGCGUGGUGGCGCUGCUGGCGCGCGCCGAGCGCGGGUACUACGGCGCGCGCACGCACGGCGCGCGCUUCAAGGUGUCGCACCCCGCCGUGUACGUGGGCUCGCUGGUGCUGGGCGGCUGCCUGGCCGCCGCCGCCACCACGUACGCGGCCGCCUUCCCCGCGCUGCUCAUGCCGCGCCGCGCCAAGCACGCGCUGCUCAACACCUGGCUCGCGCAGGCCGCGCUGUGCUUCCUCUACACGCUCGGCAUCUACCAGACCGAGGACGUGCGCCUCUGCCGCGCGCUCGGCCUGCUCAUACACUACCUGUCCCUCUGCUGUCUCCUCUGGAUGUGCGUGUCGGCGCACGUCAUGUACAAGUGGGUGACGCGCCGCGAGCGGCCGCCGCCGGACGAGCCGCCGGACGCGCCGGUCCGGAAACCGGUUCUCGGGCUGUACUUGUCCGGCUGGGGCAUCGCGCUGAUAGUUUGCGGGAUAUCCGGGGCGGUCAACUUGAAAGACUACGCGGGCUACGCGCAAUGUUUCUUGAGUACGGCGGCCGCUUUGACCGCUCUGCUCGUGCCGGGGGGUAUAUUACUGCUAUUCCUGAGUGCCCUGUUCCUGCUGAUCAGGUGUACCAUUCGUGAUGUAAACGUCCAACUGUCCGAAGGCACGCAGGCGACGGAGCACGUGGAUUUAGAGUUGUGGGAGCCGCAGCCGGAGGCGGAGCGACGGAGUAUCAAAUCCGAGGCGGAGUCUGAGACGGAGGACACGGAGCAUACUCCUAUAGUACAGUUACGCGCCCAGGCUAUAGUUCUCGGCCUGCAUUUAGCCGCCUGGGGUAGCGGCGCUGUUGCCGUAUACAGACCUUUGCCCGCCUAUCUUCCAUACCAAGAGGACAUUUGCAGCAUAGUGUACGCCAUCUGCGCGACGGUGUUGGGCACUUUUACGCUGUUCUUCUACGGCAUAGCUCGGAGCGACGUGCGCGCGCAGUGGUCCAUGAUGCACUGCUACUUGCAGAAGAGCAAACAGUGCUGUAGAAACCGGAGCGUGUUCGACUCCAAUCGGCAAAACUUACCGCCGAGCGCGCCGCCCGUCCCUCUGACGAUCCCUAAUGACAACCGGUCCAGAUCCGGCAGUAGGAGUUCCAACAGAACUAAUUCCAAAACUAAUAAUAGCGCUAUUUACAAAGCGGGCGCCGAGCUGAACGGUCAGACUCUGCAGAAAGACGUGCUAAAGAACACGAACGGGAAAUCUCCAAAUAUUAAUUUGGUCGUGCUGCACCGGCAGCAGUACCGCUCCAACAACUCCAUGCUGACGUGCCCCGAAACCGCCAGCGUCGGCCCCGAGGCUUUCUACAACCCCAACCAGAUGAACGUCGCCAAGAAGUUCUUCAAGAAGCAGCGGCAGAACAUGAAGCGAAACUGCCUCGAGUUACCGAUGAGGCGAGACUUCGACAACGACUCCCACGUUUCACUCCCGCUACCCUCGAGGGAGGCCUACGGCGUCGCCAACAUCAUCAACUCCGGCUCCAAAGUCAACAACACCAACAUACACGUAGAACGACCCAACGGGAUAAAGGAGCCGCGGCACGCCAACAACCCGAACCUGCUCGACGAGGACGCCGACUACAAGAGCUACUCCACCGACCGCAAGUCGUGGGCCGACAACGACAAGGUCAUGAACAUCUACACCAACGUGCCCGAGACGCGAGUCCCCACCCACACGCACCACGUGGUCGGCAGGGAGCCCGACACGCGCACGGUCUCGCAACAGUGCAGCCUCGAGUACAGCUCGGCCAGCGAGCUGGCGCCGCACUCCGCCUCCGACCGCACGCUCGACACCUCGCCCACCGAGCUCACCGAGCCGCCCGAGCCCAGCGCCGCCGCCGAGACCACCGACACGGACUCCUUCGGCCUCUACGUGGACUGCCGCCGCGCCGACCCCGACCCCGCGACCAAAUCCCUGCACGACAUCUCCGAGGAGGGCACCAUGCGCAGCGACGACGCCGCCCGCUCCGCCUCCCCGCCCGACGGGGAGGGGCGCGGCUCCGGCGAGGCGGACGGCCUCCUCCCGGACCCCGAGGCCCCGAAAGAGUUCAAAACGUACGACUUCGAGACGUGCAGCACGAACGCGAGCUCGCACGGCGAGAACGAGAGCGACAUCUACUGCCCCAACUACCAGGUGUCGGAGGUCAGCAUCCGCAGCCACGGGCUGUACGCGCCCUCGCCCUCCUCCAUGUGCCCCGGCGCCGGCGACAUCAGCUUCAGCGCCGAGGACGUCAGCCACGCCGAGAGCCAGUACGUGAACUUCGACCCCGGCUGGCGGAGCGAGGCGGACGGGGGCCGCGACAGCCGCGCGUCGCUCGCUCGCUCGCUGGACGAGCUGUACACGCAGAUCACGGCGCGGCGGGCGGGCGCGGCGCCGGACGCGGCGCCGGACGCGCUGGACUGCACGGCGCACAGCGACGUCACGCUGCGCCCGGACAGCGCCGGGCUCAGCGACGCCGACUCCGGCCGCACCGCCACCCUCGAGGGCACGCUGGUGUGACGACUGACUAUUUUAUGACCGACGCAAGGUUUUAAUUGUUCUAAUACUUAAUUUUUAUUACGUCCUAUUUUAUUUGUUUAUAAUAGUAGGACAUGUCGUAGAUGUAAAUAUGACAAACGCGGACUGAUAAUAGAUUUUAUUUAAUCGACGCUUCAACCUUCCGGGCUGACUGACAUCAUGCCUCGUCGACGCCUGACGUGGUACAGAACUGCUGUGUAUAUUUACACAAUAUAAGAAAAUCUUGCCGAAGUUGUAGUGACAUUGAUAUGAUGACGGUGAGCUCGGGAAAAAUUAAUCUUAUUUACUACUUUGCAAAAAGAGCUAACUUAAAUAGUGCCAUUAAUAUAAGUUUUAUAUAAUGUUAGGCUAAGUUGUACAUUUGUAAUUGUAAAUUAAUUUAUUGCUAAGGUUACUAGCGAGUGUCGCGACAUAUCCGCGAGUGGAACCCGGAUCUUGUUUGUAUCCGAAAUAAAUUGCCAGCGACAUUAGUGUAUGUCGCAAUGUCGCUGUACUAUAUUCAACAAACGAGCAAGUCCUUCCACUCGGGGCAUGCCGCGACGAGCCCACACUAUGACGUUGACGAUGUUUUUUACCCAGCCUAAGUAUGUGCCAAACGACGUAUUGGAAUGUUAUCCUUGCAACCUAUUCUAAAGGUCGAAUCUUCCAUAUCUAUGAUGUAUGUGUGAACGAGGCAGCGCCGGACUGCGCAGGCUCCCGAUGCUCGGCCACGGGUGACUGGGUUUGUAUGUACAUACUAGGUUUUGUACGUACGCGAUGUACUUGUGAUUAAAAUACAGGCCGGAGAUUGUUGAACCUAUAGUAUAAAAUCUCUAAGAAUGAACUUUUGACACUUGAGUAUUGACGUAAUUAGUGAUGGGGCUAAGACAUAUCGUGUGUCAAAUUUAGCGAAUUGUUCGAAUCUAUUUUACUACAACAGAUUUUUUCUUGUUAUAUGCCUAUAUAUUUAGUAUCACAAAUCUUCUCAAAUUAAUAAUUGUUGUCUACUAAUUAUGUAUGACAUUAUAAUAUUUCCAUAAUUAAUACAAUAUAUUUAUAUUGCUACAUAAUCGGUUUUUAUCGACUUACGGAAAUAUUACAUGAAUCGGAACAGCAGACAUGGUCACAACACUAAAAAAAAAAAAAAAGACGUAGACAGUAACUGUUUGCAUUCUAAAUUAUUAUCGUAAAAUAUUCAAUAACUAAGAUAUGAAGAAAUGUAACAUUCAUUAAGUUAUGUUUAUGAAAAGUGAAAUAUUGUGUUUACGUACAUGACAAGGUGUAAUAUCGUUAUGGGAUUUGGUUUAUAAUUUCAAAGCGUCUUGCGCGUUUACGUUCUACGGGCGUGGCGAUGUGUCAUAAAUUCAUUCUUAGAGAUUUUAGACGAUAAACUAACGAGUAGCUCUGGGUUGUGUCAGAGAUAUAAAAGUAUUCUUUUGUGUAAGUUUCUAAUCAUUAUUUAUCACUAUUACUUAUAAUAUUUUUUAAACAGCUUGGGUACGGUGGCAGAUGUCAUCUUUAUACAAUUUGUAAUCUUAAAACGCAAAAUCUUGCAACAUUUUAUUGAUAUGACAUCUGUCACUGUAUCCAAGCUGUUUGAAAAGCACUAUAAUCAGAUGGAAAGAUCUUUAAAAAAAUGAUACCAAUGUUCAAAGAACCAAGGGCAUUGGUUCGCGGCUGCUUUUGCUUUAGUCAUUGUUUGUGGCCAGUCGUUGUCGUCGGACAGCCGCUUGCUGCCGUCCGAGCCGCGCCAACCUCCCGCUACGACUACCGUCGGUAUCGGACGGAGCGUGUGUCCCGCCUUACUUCUAUCUACUUCUCUAGUCUACCUAUUGGCAUUUUUAUACACAUAUGUGGAUAUACCUACACGGAACUUGUAAAACAUUAGGUUGGAUAUUGUUUCAUGGUAAUUGUUACACUUUUAGUAUAGUCCUAGCGGUACACCCCUAAAUUUAGCAAAAUGCUGAAAAUUUUGUUAAAAGCAUGGAAAUCGGCACGAUUGAUCUUUAGGCCAUUUGAAUCAAUUUGACCCGUAGAACCUAAACAGAGCACAAAAGGAUAGGAGUUAUGACGUGUUUUUUUUGUUUGUAUGGGAUUUAGAAAAUAUUCACAUUAAUUUUUUAUUUUUCAUAAUUACAAAGUGUGAUAAUACCCUGUCGAAUUGCUCAAAACUAGUAUAAUGUGAUUCGGAUAAAAUAAGAGUAUUGAAACUUGGUUUACAUGUUCCUUUAUAUGUAGCUUUAAGGGGGGACGUUAAAUGUGAGUUGUUCAGUUAAUUUUUACAUAGACACCGCUCCACGUUGGCAGAGAAGCGGGUCCCCCAGUUUUACUAAAUAAUAAUUUGAUGCUUUCUUUUUAAAUGUUUAAUUGAUAGAUCACACUUUGUAAUUAAAUGUAAAUAUUUUUAAAAUGUGUUUUUUUUUCUUAGGGUUAGAUGUAAUAUUAGGUAUAUUUUGCAAAAAAAAGAAAUUGAACGUAUCGUAUCUGGAGGAACCCAAACUUGGUGUAUUUUUUUAUUCUAAUCAUUAAACAAUACUGAAAUGUAUUAAUGUGAUAUAUUUUUAGGAUCGACUCAUAAAGCCCUUUCAUUUAAUUUACCACACACGAUACGUUUCAGAACAAAAAAAAAGUUUUUCUCAUAAAAAAAAGAUGACGUCAUAACUCCUCUGCAUUUUUUAUUUUCUUUUGGUUCUACGGGUCAAAUUGAUUUAAACGACCUAAAGAUCAAUCGUACCGACUUCCAUGCUUUUGACACAAUUUGCAGCGUCUUUGGCGUACCGCUAGCACUAGUAAACAUAAGAAAGUUAGUGGAAGUAUUGUGCAGCUGAAGUGUGCCUCAAAUCGAUGUUGUACUUUUAGGGCCUAAAAUUAUGUUGGCGUUUAACUGCAGCCAGCGAGAUAUAGGUACGACGACUUCUUACGUGGUAAAUAAAACGGCCCUAUAAAAAAAGCUUUUUUUUACGAGGAAUUUGUCACGUUGUUUGUAUUGAAACAAUAAGUAGAAAGGCGGCACUGGCACCCGUAUCGAAUGCGUGGGCUCGACUUAGCUUCUGCCUCGAAAACUUUACUCGAGCCUACCGGUAGACGCUUCGCAUUCAGUAUUGUGUAAAUGCCAAGAUCUCGUCAAGAUGUUGCAAGGUCGCCGGUCGUGGGGUGUGGUCGUGGUGGUAUAUCUCGCUGGCCGCGCUUGUAGAGGUUUAACAGGUCGGGCUCUGUCGGCGCGCGAGGCUGAAGGUUGUGAACUUGUGAAUAAAUGUUGCACAUAUUAUAGGCAUUAGGCACAUAAACACAUUUACUUGCCAUAAUAUAUACAAUUAUUGUUUGGAUCUCAGAACUGACUUUGUAGUUUUCUAUACGGAGAAACACAAUUUUUAACUAAGUAGUUAAAUAAGUUUACAUGAUGUACACUUUAUACACUCAGCCCAAGAAUUUACUAAGCGGGCGAGGUGUUCAAAAUAAUCUGAGCAUAACUUAAGUAUUAAUUAAGCAAGAAGUGGGUCUCAGCCGCUUAGUUAGUUUUGCAGCUACUUGUGUGGCUUCUGUUUAAUAUGACCAGGUCUGGGACGCGGACAGAGUUUACAUCAUUUCGGAAACUUUAUCUAUUGAUAGUGAAAAUUUAUAAAUGGUUAGCUUUUGUGGGCAUAUUGCGAAAUAAAAAUGCAUUUGCAAGAG
This is a messenger RNA of Cydia pomonella (codling moth), 8775 nucleotides long. RefSeq names its product adhesion G protein-coupled receptor A3 (gene Remo). Gene Ontology annotation, molecular function: protein binding; G protein-coupled receptor activity. The transcript has 9 exons. The coding region runs from base 259 to 5106 and encodes 1615 amino acids. Gene Ontology annotation, cellular component: plasma membrane. The record is from RefSeq and is a predicted model, not a curated record. Lineage: Eukaryota; Metazoa; Arthropoda; Insecta; Lepidoptera; Tortricidae. Gene Ontology annotation, biological process: G protein-coupled receptor signaling pathway; cell surface receptor signaling pathway.